AUGACUUUUUAUGUUUCCAAUUCGUUGUUCAAGAAAUCAAAACAUGAAGCGUCCGCCUUCGUUGUGCAUAAUGCCUACGGCUCAGACGCCGAGUUCCACGUACCAGCUAGAUACUGCUUCGGCGUGCUCAAAAACCGGCGCGGCUCUUUUAUGAGCCCAUCAGCAUCAACCUCGAGGCGAGUGGAGGAAAUGAGCUCUGGUCAAGCGGAGCCGUCAGUUGUCUUUGACUCGUCCAGUGUUCGCAGAAAUGCAGACAGUACCGGUAUUCUAAACAAUGGAUUUUACCUCCACAAAAAAGAAGGUGGAAAAAAUCUGAGUGAUAUGCCCAAAGGCGAAACAAGAAACGUCGUCGAAAACAAAGUUCGACCCUCGCAGUCCGUACAGACAGUGGGACAAACUUGUCAACAGCGUCAGGAGCCACUAAGCCCGCAAAAACCGCAAAUAUAUCCCUGGAUGACUAAACUACACAUGAAUCACGAAUCGGAUGGAAAACGUUCGAGGACGAGUUACACCCGAUACCAAACCCUGGAAUUGGAGAAAGAGUUCCAUUUCAACCGCUAUCUCACGCGUCGAAGGCGCAUCGAGAUUGCCCACACCCUGUGUCUGAACGAAAGACAGAUCAAAAUCUGGUUUCAGAAUCGCCGCAUGAAGUGGAAGAAGGAUUCCAAACUCAAAGUUAAACAGCAAUUCUAGGUCUCGGAUUUCAGUGGACGGCGUUAAAAACAUGUAUGCGCAAUUCUUUUAAAACGUUGACAGACAUAGUCUGAGAUUUUUGGUGUGUGUGUCUGUUUAUGUACAGUUUAAGAUGUAAAUUAAUGUUAGUAUUACUGAGGUUGGAGCUGUAGCGGUGAAUAUUAGAUUAAGAAAAUAAUGUGAACAUGAAAUGUUUUGUCUUUUGAGUUACAUUUUCUGCAGGCUUAGCCUAAAUUUUGUCCGUUAUGCACUACAUGCAACUUGCCAACUAAAGAGAUUUCCUAUGGUAAUAUUUGAUCUCGAAGGACCCGUUACUGUCCUUUAUUAAGUUCACUGAUUAUUUAAAUUCACGUAGAAUUAGUUGUAGAACUUGGAUGUUUCAUUAAAAUGUGUCGAAUAGCCAAUAGAUAGUGUGUUCAUGUCUGAAUAGCCAAAAAGAAAAAAAAUUCAGGUUGCUUGGAAACACUCGCAUAAUCACCUCGUGGCUACUGAGUCAACUGAGUAGAAGAUUUGAAGGAAAAAACGUGGACUAAAUGUACAACCUGUAAGU
This is a messenger RNA of Electrophorus electricus (electric eel), 1243 nucleotides long. RefSeq names its product homeobox protein Hox-C5a-like. NCBI's taxonomy places the organism in Eukaryota, Metazoa, Chordata, Actinopteri, Gymnotiformes, Gymnotidae. Gene Ontology annotation, molecular function: RNA polymerase II cis-regulatory region sequence-specific DNA binding; DNA-binding transcription factor activity, RNA polymerase II-specific. Gene Ontology annotation, biological process: anterior/posterior pattern specification; regulation of transcription by RNA polymerase II. Gene Ontology annotation, cellular component: nucleus. The record is from RefSeq and is a predicted model, not a curated record.